AUGGAUCUUUGUCCUCUGUACCAGCGAGUGCGUAACAAAGUCAAGUUCCGCGCCACCAAGCAGUCGGCUGUUGCAUCACACUCAGCCACCUUGGCCACGCUGCCUCCUGAGAUUCUGAGCCUGAUCCUCGGCCACCUCUGCAAGCACUGCUCCCGCCCGGCCGAUCUGGAGCUUUCCGGCAUUGACGAUGGCAAGCUGGCGCUGAAGAGCCUGUGCCUCGUGUGCCGCGCGCUGCGGCCACCGGCGCAGGCCUUUCUCGUUCACAGCCUCUGGCUGCGGUUUGGCCUGCGGGGCUACCGGACGGGCAAAGACGACAGCAAUUUUGCCGUCUUGCGCACGCUCAUUGCAUGCCCGGACCUUGCCGCCUCUGUCCGCAAGAUCACUCUCGGAGGCUCGGAGAUGGUCCUACGCCGGGAGCGGCUCGAGGCGGUGCGGGACGCGGAGCGGCAAAGGACGUUCCAGACAGUGGCUACGCUAUCGUACGAGGUAGACGACGUGUCGUUUACUCGACUAACUCGAGACUUGUUUGUAUCUCUCGCGCAUAAUCUCACAGACCUGAGCUUUCCACUAGGGUUCCGGCGCGGCGAGCAAGGAGCGGCAGACCUGGCGGCUGCGGUUCGCCACGCCCGGUACGCCAAGAUGCUCAACAGCGGCGCCAUCAUGCCCGCUUUGCAAACAUUGACGCUUUUUCCUGAGCGAAUUUCAAGUUUUGUCUUGAAUGACCCGCGCAUCUGCCUAUUUCUCUGCGCUGCUCCGAACCUGCGCAGGCUGGUGAUUGACGAGGUGGAAGACUUGGUAGCAUUCACGACCAACUACAGUGACCCAUACACUGGCACAGCUCAACAAAUACAUCCAGGCCUCUUUCUCCACGAGCUGCCCUUUAUGAAACAUCUCCACUCCAUCCACUUGCAGAACUGCAUUGUAGCCGACGACGCACCUGGCAGAAACCUAGCCGGCCUUCAGACCUUGAUCGCCGUCGCGCCGAACCUGCGCCGCUUCCAGUUCAGUGCCGGCCCAAGCUUUCAACACCCCAUGAUUGCGAGUUCCAGGGUUCUCAGCCUGCUGGAGCCACUGUACGACACCCUCCUCGAUCUGGGCCUCCGCUUCGACGCGUCCGUGACCUACCUGGACGACGGGGACCAUACCGACAGCCUGGAGAGCCUCGCGCGGUUCAACAAGCUAUGCGUACUGCGGCUCGACGAGGCAGCGUACUGUCACAGCCGACACCCUGGCCAGCUAAACACGGACAGCAGGAAUCGGAACUCUGGAGAAGAGUCCGUGCCGCCAGAAUGUCUGACGAUGAUCUUGCCGCAGUCGGUGCAGGUCCUGCACCUGGAGCUCAUGUACGGGUGCACAAAACAGUGCGAUGCGCUGCAUCUCGCAGCGCAGGUUGCUGAUGGUCAGUUCCCGAACCUGCUGCACGUCCAGAUUGAGGCCGUUCUGCGGACACCGCCUCACGGGGCCGUGCAGCUACGCAACGUACAGCAAGGGAUCGACGCUGGAUGGCUCGAGGCAGCGGGGUAUGAGUCCGACGUUGUGGCGGCUUUCCUGGAGUCGAAAGUGGCCGUUUGGCUGCGCAAUGUCGGAAGUUUUGACGAUUUGGAUGCCGGAGCAUGUGUCAACGUCUGCUAG
Messenger RNA from Akanthomyces muscarius, 1632 nucleotides. RefSeq lists its product as uncharacterized. The record is from RefSeq and is a predicted model, not a curated record. Bases 1 to 1632 code for a protein of 543 amino acids. Lineage: Eukaryota; Fungi; Ascomycota; Sordariomycetes; Hypocreales; Cordycipitaceae. The transcript has a single exon.